GGCGCGUCGCUGAGGAGCGGGAGCAUGGAGGCUGAGGCAGCAGGCGGAGCCGCAGGCGGUUACCCGGUGGAUGUUUUGGAAGAUGACCCCGAGGCGCACCGGGAAGCCGCCCUGGCGUACUAUGCUGCCCUGCGGGAGGGGGCGCAGCGCACCGCAGAGGUCUUCUCUCUUCCCUCCGGGGAGCAGAUUAAACUUGAAGCUUCAUCUGUUCGCCUUUGCACUGUGCAUCGUGACGAACCUCAACAUAAAAUCUUGGUCUUGGUCAACCCCCAGGACACAAAGACAGUCGUGGCUGUUUACGCGAAGGAGUCCUGGUGGGCCGCCGAAGACGCGCUGAGGACCUCGGACCCUGCCAGAGACGGGCUGCUGAAGGUUCAGUCAUUUGGGGAAAGGAUCGUGCUUUUCAUCCUCAACGUUGUUGUUUUUGGAAGACUGGAGAGAAGACUGGAUGACGAUGACAUGUUUUUCUUACCUUACUCUGGGAAGGAGGAGGCUAAGAUCCUGUGGAGGGACGGAGCAGCUGUUGGAUUUUACACAACCAAAGCGAAAGGCAGCCUCUGUGGCGAUGGCACAGGUGCGUGCUACCUGCUGCCCGUCCUGGACACCGUGUUUGUCAGGAGGAAACACCGGCGCCGAGGCCUGGGCACGGCCAUGCUGUGGGACUUCUGCGAGACGUUCCGCGAGGAGGAGGCCCUCGGCAUCAGCCGGCCGAUGUCUCCCGCCAUGCGCUGUGUCUGCAGCAAGUUCCUGUUGGCCCACCCGGAGCAGCGAGGGCGCCUGUGGGAGGCGGAGCCCCCCGGAGCCUGGGGCCAGCGAGACAGCAUCUGGCUGAAGGUUCAGCUUCAACAGUCAAGGCUUCCACACCCUCUCCCAGGAAACUCUGAGGAGGACGUGAGCAGGCGCGAGCAGACGUCUCAGGACGGUGGAGCCAGACAGUCCAGGGACGGGGAAGGCAACAAGGAGAGGACCAGAGGCGGAGAACUGGAGGAGACGAAGGAAGAUCAAGAUGGUGCGGCGGGAGAAGCCGCAGCGGGGCCGCCCGGGAGGCACCGCCGGGCCGUGCCAGACGGGAAGGAGGCCUAGAGGACGGCGGUGGACAGGCGCGCGGGGGGCGUGGUGGAAGCUCGUGCUGACCUUGCUCCUGACUCCCAGAGGCCCGUCCGGUGGCCCGGGGCACGAGGGUUUGUGUGACCUUGAGCGCCCAUCUGUCCUUGCUGUGUCUUCCUCUGUGGUCUUUGAGGUGCGAGUAUUUAUUUCCACAGGCUCAGACCCCGGCAGCUCCCUCGUUAGGCCGGAUAUGGUGCCUGCCAUUCAACACGAACUUGGGACGUCUGCGCUGGAACUGCACGUGUGCGCCUCCUCUGCAGGGCAGGCAGCUCCCAGGAGGGCCGCGCCUGGGCUGGUCUGCACAGCAGGGAGCCCUCAGGGUGCCGCUCCAGCCCCGCGGUGACCGUGACAGCAGACACCGAGGGGACUUGCGGGAGAUGCAUCCCUUUUCUGGAGAAGCUCAGUCACGUCACAGCUCCCUGAGGAUGGGGUCUGGGCCGCCUGUGCACACCGUUGGCCCUCGCCGCUGCUGUCUGUCCUCAGAGGGUGCUCCAGCCGGGCAGACUGUGACACGGGUAGCAUAUUAGUGCCUUGAAUGUGACCGAGCCGAAUGUGACACAGGCCUCCCCAUUCUCAGCCUCUGACACAGCCCCGCCUGCGCCAUGUACUCACUCACCGUGGGAUUCAGAGCGAAGCCGAGGACUGUGCCCCCAGCCCCUGCUACUUACACACUCAUCCAUGUGUCCGUCCGUCUAGCCACCUGUCUUCCAUCCGUCCGUCCACCCAUCCGUUCACCCAUUCAUUCAUCUACUGUCCAUUUGUCCAUCCAUCAUCCAACCCUCAUCCACCUACUCACCCACCCCCCACCUGUCUGUCCAUUCACCCCUCCGUCUGCAUGUUUCUGUCCACCAGUCCAUUCACCCAUCCAUCCGUCCAUCCACCCAUCCUGUUGUGCAGCAGACGUUCAGUGUGUGAUGCAUUGUGGACGGCGAACAUUGUACUGUCCCACACGAAUCAUUGCUGCUUUGUGUUUAUGUGACAAUGAACUGAAGGGAGCGUCUCGGUUUGGUGAGGUCUCUGUUCAAUAAAAGAGUUCCC
Messenger RNA from Pteronotus mesoamericanus, 2145 nucleotides. Its product is annotated as protein FAM169B-like. NCBI's taxonomy places the organism in Eukaryota, Metazoa, Chordata, Mammalia, Chiroptera, Mormoopidae. Gene Ontology annotation, molecular function: acyltransferase activity, transferring groups other than amino-acyl groups. The coding region runs from base 25 to 1083 and encodes 352 amino acids. The record is from RefSeq and is a predicted model, not a curated record. The transcript is spliced from 9 exons.